GUUGCAUAUAUUUUCCUGCUUUUGACAGAAUGUCUCUCCAUUCUUACUGUAUAAAGUACAGUUAGUAUUUAUGAGUCAUUGAGGACAUUUUGAAAUUUUAUGUGAUACUUAUUGAAAGAUGGCAGCUACAAGAUGCAUGGGAUGUUUGGUCCUGCGUCAUGUUCCUGUCUUCAAAUCUCACGGACGACUUGCCGUAUCUCGCGGAGUUCAUCAGGCGAAUGUUGUUUAUCCAUUCAUGUUAGGUAAACGAUGGUUUUCAAGCAAAGGAUGGAUACUGCCAGAAGGCUAUGAUACAGGAAUAACCAUUUACAAUAGUGCAGUUAGAGAAAAGGUCCCGUUGAAGACUCUCCAGCCUGGUCUCUUAACGUGGUACUCUUGUGGCCCAACUGUGUACGACUCUGCACAUAUUGGCCAUGCCCUGGCAUAUGUGAAAUUUGACAUCAUAAGGAGAAUUUUGACCAAGAUGUUUGACCUUAAUGUUGUGAUGCUCCUUGGGGUAACUGAUAUCGAUGACAAAAUAAUCAGACGGGCUCAGGAUCUAGGUGUGGACUUCCGAGGUAUCACCAAAUACUACGAGGAAGAGUUUUUCACUGAUAUGGAUAAGCUAAGAGUCAUGAGGCCCACCGUAGCACCAAGAGUUACGGAACAUAUCCCACACAUUAUUAGCUUUAUUCAGAAAGUCAUAGAGAAGAAACUUGCUUAUAGUGUAAGUGAUGGUUCAGUAUACUUUGAUACAGUAGCCUAUGGCAAGUAUGGAAAAAUGGUGCCACUUCCAAAAGUAACAGAUCUUCCGAAAACCAGCCUGAAGAAAAAUGCACGUGAUUUUGCCCUGUGGAAAGGUGUCAAGCCAGGAGAGCCUUUCUGGGACUCCCCUUGGGGUCAUGGCAGGCCAGGGUGGCACAUUGAAUGCUCAGCAAUGGCAAGUCAUAUCCUUGGGUCACAAAUAGACCUCCAUUCUGGUGGUAUCGACCUGCUUUUUCCUCAUCAUGAAAAUGAGGAAGCCCAGUGUUGCGCAUAUCACACCUGUGAUCAGUGGUGUAACUACUGGAUACAUGCAGGUCAUUUGCAUACCAAAGGUGCAGAGAAAAUGUCCAAGUCUCUUUAUAACACUAUUAGUGUUAGUGAAUUACUAGAACAGCAUUCUGUUAAUUCAUUCAGACUCUUCUGCCUACUGUCACACUACCGUAAUAAGGUCGACUACACACCAACCUCAAUGGCCCAGGCCAAUGCUCAUCUUCGUAGGAUACGAGCAUUCCUCCAAGACGCCUAUGCCUACAUCAACGGACAGCUCAAGUGCGGACCGCUUGACGAAGUGGGACUUAAAAAGAAAUUAGCAGAAACGAGAUCAAAAGUCAAGAAGUCUUUAGCUGAUGACAUGGACACAGUGAGAGCCUUUGAUGCUGUGCUAGAGCUCAUAGCUCUGGGAAAUAAGGAACUGCAAACAAAGCCCCAGAGUAUGAGCAUAGCCAGGAGUGCAGGAACCAUGGUCUCCAUCUGCAGCUACAUUCAUUACCUAAUGGAGGAUGUCUUUAGCAUUACCUUCCCUAGUGUGCAUGAUGCUGCCAGUCUUUCUCUCGAGUCAGGAGGACGGUUAGCAAGUGUAAUGAAUUCUGUUGUCUCACUGAGACAUCAAGUACGAAGCUAUGCCCUCCUCCAGGAUGAGAACUCAACAAAGGAAAUGUUAACAUCAGCAGAAAAGAAAUUACGAAGGCAAGAGCGAGCACCUCUCCUUAAUUACUGUGAUGAGUUCCGUAGUAAUUUGCAGAAAAUUGGAUUGCAUAUCAAGGAUCAUGCUGGCACAUCAUCCUGGUCAGUGGCCGAAGGAGCUAGCGGAACGGACAAGUUUAAGAAAGCAAAGGAUGAGGAGUCAGCGACAGUCAAGUCAUAAGACCUGGAAAUAGAGACAUUCCCAGUCUAACGCAAGACUGAAAGCUUUGGCUCAGAUUCGUAUCUCAGACACGUUUGCAUUUCCUAGGUUAAAGUCCGGAUUCAGGUUUGAGUUCAGUGCUCUCCUUGUUGCUGUGUGGCCUGUUGAUUCCCCAUCAUUGUUGCAGAUUUGCAGAUAUAUUUGUCGAAUCUUGUGAAGUGGUCUAGUCUGGUAAUUAGGGCUGAAGAGUGAAGUGUUUUUUUUUUUUUUUCUUUUUUUUUUUGGUAUCCCAGUUUAAGAAUAUAGUUAUAUUUGUAUAUGUGAUCAAGUUAACUGCAGAUGAAACUUUUUUAAUUACAUAUUGAAAAUGUAUAGAGGACUCUAGGUAGAAUCAUGUGUUAUCAUGUAAUUGUUAUUCAGGGAAUGUUAUUGCUAUUUGCAGUGAAUUGUACAUAUAUAUUUAUAUCCAUAUGUGUAUACAUGAAUGUAAAUAUUUAUCUUUGUAUAAUAAAAAUUGUGAAUGAAAUAAGAGAUUAAUUUUCAACAGUAGUUUUUAUUGUUCAAAAGUUUUCACAGACAAUGAAAGACAAGUAUAAAAAAUAUUUACAAGUAAUCUUAACGGCCGUGAAAAUUGUCUCCAGUUUUAAAAUGGUCAUUUCAUAUUCCACACAACAUCUCCUUUACAUAAAUCACAACUCAACAAUAAGCAGCUCACAACAUCCAGGAUGGUCUUCUGGUUUCUGCCUUGUACAACAAUUAUCCAAGGGGCAGCAUUUAAUAUGAAGAAAGGCAGGAUGAAGAG
Penaeus indicus is the source of this 2669-nucleotide messenger RNA. RefSeq names its product cysteine--tRNA ligase, mitochondrial-like (gene CysRS-m). The record is from RefSeq and is a predicted model, not a curated record. Gene Ontology annotation, cellular component: cytoplasm. NCBI's taxonomy places the organism in Eukaryota, Metazoa, Arthropoda, Malacostraca, Decapoda, Penaeidae. Gene Ontology annotation, biological process: cysteinyl-tRNA aminoacylation. The transcript is spliced from 16 exons. Gene Ontology annotation, molecular function: cysteine-tRNA ligase activity; ATP binding. Bases 119 to 1888 code for a protein of 589 amino acids.